AUGGGCCCCUUCCCACCUUCUUUUGGAUACACUUACAUCAUUCUUGCAGUGGAUUCUGUGUCCAAAUGGGUGGAGGCCAAAGCAACCAAGACAGAUGAUGCAAGGGCAGUAGUUGAUUUUGUGAAAACGAACAUCUUUGCUAGGCAUGGAGUUCCCAAGACAAAUGGACAAGCUGAAGUAUCCAAUAGGGAGAUCAAAGCUAUUCUAGAAAAGACCGUGUCCCCCAGCAGAAGAGAUUGGAGUACAAAACUGGAGGAUGCCUUGUGGGCAUACAGAACAGCCUAUAAAACACCCAUAGAACACAAGGCCUAUUGGGCUGUCAAGAAUUGCAAUAUGGAUCUGAAGGAAGCCGGACACCAUCGCAAGUUGCAACUGCAAGAACUAGAAGAGAUAAGAAGAGAUGCAUAUGACACUUCAUGGGACUACAAAACCAAGAUCAAGGCCUCCCAUGACAACCGAAUUUCAAGGAAACAUUUCGAGGUUGGUGAUAAAGUCUUACUUUUUGAUUCUCGUUUGAAAUUAUUUCCGAGAAAACUGCGGUCUAGGUGGAUUGGACCAUUCAUUGUUGAGCACACUUACCCUCAUGGGCCAGUAGACAUUCGCAGUAUAGAUGCAGGGAAGCAAUUCAAGGUGAAUGGCCAUCGCCUGAAGCCAUUCUAUAAAGGAUUUACAGUGCAACUAGUGGAAGAAAUUCCACUAGAUCGUCGCUCACUCUGA
Manihot esculenta (cassava) is the source of this 717-nucleotide messenger RNA. RefSeq lists its product as uncharacterized. Bases 1 to 717 code for a protein of 238 amino acids. NCBI's taxonomy places the organism in Eukaryota, Viridiplantae, Streptophyta, Magnoliopsida, Malpighiales, Euphorbiaceae. Gene Ontology annotation, molecular function: nucleic acid binding. The transcript is spliced from 3 exons. The record is from RefSeq and is a predicted model, not a curated record.